AUGGGCACACUGAGCAACGUUGACUCCGUUGCCAACGCGAACCAAGGCAGCUUCAAGCCUUCUGUUCCCAGGGAAGGGCCUAUCACUGACAAGGGCCAUAAGCCUGGCGUCAAGGUCAACGAGGCUGACCAACGUCCUGAAUAUCACUUGCAGACUUUCCCUCCUGGGACUGCCCCGCAAGAAACCUCUGCCGCCGAUACAUUGAUGGGGGCCACAUCGCAAGAUGUCCACACCGGAUUUGGAAAGCCUCUACAGGGGCAAACUGGGACUGAGCUGGCUCAUGAUGGCGAACAUGGACGACAGAAACAGUCUGCCGGACUGGAAGGUAUUGGCACUUCUAUGCAGGACCGGGGCGUGGAGCGACAAUUCCCCAACCAACGCGGUAUUGAGAGAGAGGAGGCACAGAAUGGGACUCGUGGCAACAAGGCCGAUCGUGCAGCGGAGAAUAUGGAGCCCGAAGGUGCGGAAACGUUGGAUGCAGAGUGGAAGUAUGAGUCCUCCACCAAGCGGAACCAAUAA
Molecule: messenger RNA, 519 nt
Organism: Penicillium malachiteum
Lineage: Eukaryota; Fungi; Ascomycota; Eurotiomycetes; Eurotiales; Aspergillaceae
Exons: 3
Coding region: 1-519 (172 amino acids)
Source: RefSeq, a predicted model, not a curated record